AUGGCGAUGAGAUCGAUGAUGUGUGGGUGGUGCAGCUCCCUUCGUGCUAUCACAACACACACUCACUUCCAAGUCUGUCUCCAUGAACUCAUGAACCAAACUGAGGUUCCUCUUGUGCGGGUGAAUGUCAACGAGCUCAUUGCUCAAUGGCGUGUAGAUAAUGAGGAGGACCGGGUUGAGAGAGAGGAUCUCGAACAGCAUUGUGGUGAAGUAGGGGACGAUGGCGAUGGUGACGGUGUGGACGGUACCGCCGGUCCAACCAGUGCAGAUUGCGGCACUGCUGCUCGUGCGGAUGGUGACGAGGAUGAGGCGGAUGAGGAGGAGGUGGCGACUGACAAUGAGGAGCACGAGGAAGAGGAGGGGGAUGCUGACGAGGACAUGGAGGGGGAGGAGAGUGAGGAGGGGAGCGGUGACGACUCCGAGGAGGAGGUGUACACUGGUGACGGAGAGGAGGCAGAGGACAACAACGCUGAGGACUAUGUCGACUUGAAAGAGGAAGGGGGAGGGCAGAUCCGGAGGGAAGACACUGCUGAGGAUGGUGUUGGCACCCUAUCCGCACACUCUAAUGACACACCACCCAGGGUUCUAACGAGGGUUCACAUGGAAGGGCAGCACCUCAACCACUGGAUCAUAUGGUUGCGGAAGUUCCAUGGUGGGGAGGUGGGCCCAAACGACCACUUCCGUGAAGGGGGGUAUGGAGUUGACAACGAGGUUCCGGACGGGGGCGUGAAAUGGGUAGGCGCGGACACUUGGCCAGUGCCGCCCACUGAGGGGGCGCCAGCGAGGAUGGGGCAGCAGCUGAUCAUACAGACCUACCCCAAGCGCUUCGACAAGGACCAUCUGCAGCGGGCCUUGUGCGAGUGGGUGGUUGCCACCAACCAGACAUUCACUAUGGUGGAGCACCCGACAGUGAGCCCACCACCAUACCACCUCACCACCCCCUUUUUAACCCCAAUUACAUUGAUCCAGCGGUUUUGCAAUCUCAUGGCAGCCGCCAAUCCCAAGUGUGCCGUGGAGAAAGUCAUUCCCUCGCGCAACACCCUUGCCCGCCAAAUCAUCCACCUGGUAGGGCUAGCAAGGAUCAAGCUCAUGGAGAUGCUUGCUGCUGACGGCAUAGGGGCUUUUGCCCUUACGCAUGACAUAUGUACCGGUGAGAAUCACCGAUCCUAUAUGUCAGUGACGGGUCACUGCCUGACUAAGAAGUUUGAGUUGCGGCAGAUAACCCUCGACUUCCGCACUAUGCCUGGCGAGCACAGUGGUGAGAAGAUCGUCGAGGUGCCGCUCGAUGUGGUGAAGGAGUGUAACUUGGAGAAGCGGUGCAUUGCUGAGACAUCCGACAACGCGUCGGCCAAUGUCGUAGCGAUGGAGUUCCUUUGCCGUGGGGGGCCAACCGACCAUCAGCCGCCCUUGAUUUUCUCCGGCAUGCACGUCGGGUACCUUAAGUUGGUUUACCUCUCGCACACAUGGUGGCAACUCUAUGCCACCCUUAGUGUUCUCAUGUCAGCAUGUGGUUUCUAG
This is a messenger RNA of Closterium sp. Yama58-4, 1518 nucleotides long. Lineage: Eukaryota; Viridiplantae; Streptophyta; Zygnematophyceae; Desmidiales; Closteriaceae. The record is from the annotation of a GenBank genome assembly.